Molecule: messenger RNA, 675 nt
Organism: Pneumocystis jirovecii RU7
Lineage: Eukaryota; Fungi; Ascomycota; Pneumocystomycetes; Pneumocystales; Pneumocystaceae
Exons: 4
Coding region: 1-675 (224 amino acids)
Biological process (GO): regulation of transcription by RNA polymerase II
Cellular component (GO): nucleus; NuA4 histone acetyltransferase complex
Source: RefSeq, a predicted model, not a curated record
AUGACAAACAAACAUAAAGAACAUGAAUGGACUGUAGACGAGGAAAUUGCACUUCUUCGGGCGGUUUGCAAGUACCGGCCAAUUGGAAUACAUAAACAUUUCCGUAUUAUUUCAAUAAUGCAAGAAAUGAACUCUUUUAUGAUAAAAUCAGCGGAUAUUUGGGAAAAAUUGAAGACUUUAUACAAUCUUGAACUUCUGGAUGAAAUUUCAGAACGCUUUAGAAAUGGAAAGGAUAACCAAAGAAAAGAAGAUUUGGCACAGGAACCGUAUUUUACAGAAUUUCUUUUACCAUGGGAAGAAUAUGGUGAAAUUAUGGAAGAACAUAGAAGAGCAAGCAAUAGUACAUCAACAAGUCCUCCCCAUUUGCCCCACGGGGUAUAUGAAGCAGAUCGAGGAGCUGAAGAAGGUUCAGAGAUUGAAACACUUCAAACAGAAAGUCCGGAACCGGAAGCAACAGAUGAUGAUUUUCAAUUUUAUACAACAAAAAAUCUAAAAAAGAAAUAUUUAGCCUUACGAAUUAUGCGCCGAAUGCCAAAGAAGACAGAAAAACAAGUCUUAACGUCGGAAAAGAAUCAUUCUUCAAAUGCAUCUUCUAACACUCGUACAUCAAGGUCUGAAAAAAUUACACAGAACACUACUUCGAAUACACGUCGAAGUAAUCGAAAUAAACGUUGA